CCAAGUAUACAAAUAGGAGUCGCACCCCACUUUGCCCACUCCUCCUUAUUUCUCUCCUCAUACCGCGACGUGACCACGCCUUUCCUCCUCACUCCUCCUUUUUUAAGCUCUCUUUCUUUCUUCACCUGUAAACCAUUUCAUUAAUUCUCACUCCAUAACGCAUAACCAUAAACCUCUUUCUCAUCUUUUUUCUUAUCAUUUAUACCCCUUUUCACGAGUAACAUCAAGCUUUGAUUCGAUUCAGUUAUGGAUAUGGCGGACAAUUUAGAUGAUUGUGAGUUUUGGUUACCUUCUCAGUUCCUUACCGACGAUGAUAUUCUCAUGGAUUUUCACUUCGAUACUUCUUCUAAGCUUGGUUCUAUGAUCAGUACUACCGCUUCCAACUCUGAUCUAAGCACUGAAACUGAGAGUGAUGAAGAUGAUUUCUUACUCGCUGGGAUAACUCAUCAAAUCAGUCGCUCUAAUCUUCAUGAUUCUUCUUGUUCUCUUCAUUCAAAGGGGUGGAAGUUAUCGAGUUCGCCGCAAUCAACGUUGUGGGGUUGUACUUGUAUAUGCAACCAAAGUUCAAGCCGAGAGAGUGGGAGCUGUCCAGUGUCACCGCCACAACAACAACCGCCAACGGAGGACAAAAACGACGCCGAUUUGGAGGAUAACAAGAAGAAUAAAAAUGAAAACGCAACUUUGGAUCUGCUUAAUAAGGCGGCAGGAGAGGUAGCAAGGUUGAAGAUGAGAACUGAAAAAAGUAUUGGAACUGGAUUCUUCGAUUGUAGCCAAAAAGGAGUUUCUUAUCCUCCACCUCUUAAGAAUCUCGACCCAAUUCCUCGUCUCUAUUUUCGGCCCCAAUUCCUUCAUUUCCCUCCGAUGGGUUGGGCACCGUCAAAUGGGAUGCAAUUUAAUCAGCAACCUAAGCAACAACCGCCGCAAAAAGCAAAGAAUAUUAAGAGCAACACAAACAUCAACAAUAAUCGUCCUCUUGGGCUACCUCCUUCUGCUUGGCCUCCUCUUCAAGCCCAAUCUCAAGCCCAAAAGCAAGACCAAGCCCAAGCCCAUACUCAUGCCCAACCUCAUGCCCAAUCACUGCCGCCGAGGUUUGUUGUGCCCAAGAGAGAGUAUGCUGGAACUGGUGUGUUUUUACCGCGAUGUGUUACCUCCCCUGCUAAUGAAACUCGCAAAAAAUCUGAUGGGAAUACUAGUAACAAGUCAAAAAGCGGGAAAGGUUCACAAUCUCAGUUAAAUAACCACCGACGGAACUCCGGUAAGACAACGACAAUGACAUCGACAACGACACCGGUGACUCAUAUUGACAUACAGCUACCCCAAGAGUGGACCUACUGAAAUACCCCUCGUUCUUGGGUGUUUUAAGUGGGGAAUCUUUAUUUCUUAUGAUGCUAGAAUUAGUAUUAGAUGUGUGAAGAAAAUAAAAAAAAUUUGGGGUUUUGAUCGCCGGAUAAACUGCAGCUUUUUGUUUGCAGUUUUAUUGUGACAUCCAAUAACCAAAAACACAUUUAAGUUUAAUUAGCUUCAUGAGUGGGUGUAAUCUUAUGCCCAUGGAGUUGGUCGACAUAAUAAAGUCAGGGUUUAAAGUAAGAGGGUUAUAAUAUUUUCUUCUUUCUGUGUUAUAGUCAUUUAGAAGUGUAGCAAAGUCAUAGCCUCUAUUCGCUCAUUCCCUUAGUCUAAUGAUUAAUACUUAAUAUUUAAUAGUAGUGUUUGUGUAAAAUCUAUAAUCCUAUAAUUUUUUGGUCGGCUUUUUAUUUGGUUGUAUCAAUAUUGAUACUUGAUCUCUUCUACAUCAAAUGUAGAGGGGCAUAAUCAAUAAAACCUCUUUAAUAUUUCUUUCAUUGUGAUAAUAAUAUUUUACCUAUUUUUUAAUUUUAUGUUUGAA
This is a messenger RNA of Amaranthus tricolor (Joseph's coat), 1882 nucleotides long. RefSeq lists its product as uncharacterized. The transcript has 4 exons. The record is from RefSeq and is a predicted model, not a curated record. NCBI's taxonomy places the organism in Eukaryota, Viridiplantae, Streptophyta, Magnoliopsida, Caryophyllales, Amaranthaceae. The coding region runs from base 247 to 1335 and encodes 362 amino acids.